CUUCACGCCAAGGAGAAGCCCUUCAGGUGCUUGGAAUGCGGGAAGAGCUUCAGCCGGAGCUCCACCCUCCUCACCCACCGGCACAUCCACACCGGGGAACGGCCCUACACGUGCGGGGAGUGCGGGAAGAGCUUCAGCCACAGGUCCAGCCUGCUCUGCCACCGCAACACCCACACCCGGGAGCUGCUCUACAGGUGCGAGGAGUGCGGGAAGAGCUUCGGCCGGAGGUGCCACCUGAUCGGCCACCUGAGCGUCCACUCCGGGGAGCGGCCCCACCGCUGCCUGGAAUGCGGGAGGAGCUUCAGGCGGAGCUCCAACCUGCUCAGCCACCGGCGCAGCCACACCGGGGAGCGGCCCUACAAGUGCGAGGAGUGCGGGAAGAGCUUCAGCCAGAGCUCCACCCUCCGCACCCACCGGCGCAGCCACACCGGGGAACGGCCCUACAAGUGCGGGGAGUGCGGGAGGAGCUUCGUCUGCGCCUCCCACCUGGCCUUGCACCAGAAGAGCCACACCGGGGAACGGCCCUACGAGUGCUCGGAGUGCGGGAAGAGGUUCCAGAGCAGCUCCCGCCUCCUCAGGCACGAGCAGGCACACACCGGGGAGAGGCCCUUCCGCUGCACCGAGUGCGGGAAGGGCUUCACCCUCAACUCCACCCUCGUCGCCCACCGGAGGAUCCACACCGGGGAGAGGCCCUACAAGUGUGGGGAGUGCGGGAAGAGCUUCUUCACGAGCUCUGCCUUGGCCAAGCACCGACGGACCCACCGGUGA
Empidonax traillii (willow flycatcher) is the source of this 768-nucleotide messenger RNA. Its product is annotated as zinc finger protein 211-like. The record is from RefSeq and is a predicted model, not a curated record. Gene Ontology annotation, molecular function: DNA-binding transcription factor activity; RNA polymerase II cis-regulatory region sequence-specific DNA binding. The annotation marks the transcript as partial. Gene Ontology annotation, biological process: regulation of transcription by RNA polymerase II. NCBI's taxonomy places the organism in Eukaryota, Metazoa, Chordata, Aves, Passeriformes, Tyrannidae. The transcript has a single exon.